AGAGUAACCAACAUAGGUAACCAAUAUGCACACACACCGCCGAUUGUUGAAUGUGGGGAGGUUGGAUUACAUCUGAUGUAGCGAAGAAUGGACCUGAUUUUCUUAAUUUCAAUUGCAUCUGGUUUGAUUGUUAUUAUAUUUGUUGUUGCACUCCUUAAACAACGCGUCAUUCAAGAAACCUCUCCUACAAGAGAUAUACCACAGGAACGGGCUCAUGACAGACAGAUUCCAAGACGAGCAGUUGGUGCUCGUAAUACAAGAGCACAACUGAGGGCAGCUGCUCAUCAGCAGAAUGAAGCAGAUGAUGAGGAUGGAACUGUACAGGACGUGGGUGAAGAUAUUGAAUUUCCUGAUGGAAAAAUUGGCGCAAAAAAGCGGGCCAAGCUGGAAGCAAAGGCGGAGCGUAAAGCUCAAAGAGAGGCAGAGGAGAGAUCCAGAGAAGAGAGGAAGAAGCGACAGGAACAAGCAGAGGAGGAGAGACUGAAGGCUGCAGAAAGGGAGAAACAAGAAGAACAGGAGCGACUUGAAGGGGAAAGAAAAGCACGUGAAGAAAAAGAACGUCAAGAACAUGAGGAGUAUUUGAAAAUGAAAACUGCAUUCAGUGUGGAGGAAGAAGGGUAUGAAGAUGAUGGUGAAGAUGAUGAACAAAAGAAUUUACUUCAGGAGUUCAUAAACCAUAUCAAGAAUAUGAAAGUAGUUGUGUUAGAAGAUUUGGCUGCCCAUUUUAAAUUGAAGACUCAGCAUGUUAUUAACACAAUCCAAGAACUCCAAGCAGAAGGAUUACUUACAGGAGUUGUGGAUGACCGCGGGAAGUUCAUCUAUAUAUCAACAGAAGAACUAGAAGCUGUAGCCAAAUUUAUAAAACAGCGAGGACGGGUAUCUAUAGUGGAACUUGCAGAAAGCAGUAACCAGCUUAUAAAUCUGAAUUCCAACAUUAGUAAAUCUGUGUUACUUCAAAACUGAAGACAAAGAACAAUCAGAAAUUAAAAUAUUAUAUUUAACAAA
Messenger RNA from Zootermopsis nevadensis, 1005 nucleotides. RefSeq names its product DDRGK domain containing 1 (gene Ddrgk1). NCBI's taxonomy places the organism in Eukaryota, Metazoa, Arthropoda, Insecta, Blattodea, Termopsidae. Gene Ontology annotation, molecular function: ubiquitin-like protein ligase binding. The record is from RefSeq and is a predicted model, not a curated record.